CUGUCGCCGAUUUCUCCCGAAAAUGGCUGAAGCCAUGGCAGGUAACCAGGACAUUUUCAUGUGUCCUAUUUGUUUAGAUCUUCUUAAAGAUCCGGUUGCUCUUAAUUGCGGACACAAUUACUGUUUGGGCUGUAUUGAGGACUGCUGGAAUGAGGAAGACGUGAAGGGAGUUUACAGCUGUCCCCAGUGCAGAAAGACUUUCACUCAAAGACCCGUUUUAAGCAAGAAUGUUAUUAUUGCUGAGCUCGUGGAUCAAAUGAGGAAGAGCAGAAUACAAACUGCAGCUCCUGUUGAAUGUGCUGCUGGACCUGGAGAUGUGGCCUGCGACGUCUGCACCAGUAGAAAACUCAAAGCUGUCAAGUCCUGUCUGGAGUGUCUGAAGUCGUAUUGUGCCACUCACCUAAAAGCUCACAACAGUGACCUAGAAGGGAACCACAACAUUACCGAUGCCACGGGCCAGCUACAGGAGAGGAUCUGUCCCAGUCAUAAGAAGGUUUUUGAAAUAUUCUGUCGCACUGAUCAGAGUUGCAUCUGCUACCUGUGUAUGGUCGAUAAUCAUAAAGGCCACGACUCAGUCACAGCUGAGGCAGAGUUGAGUCAUAAAAAGGAGGAGUUGGAGCAGAGCCAGAGGAGAUGCCAUCAGAUAAUCCAGUUGAAGGAGAAGGAGCUGCAGGAGCUGAGGAAGGCUGUGGAGACUCUCAAGUCUGGUGCACAGACAGCAGUGGAGGAGAGUGAGAGGAUGUUUACUGAGAUGAUCCGCUCCAUUGAGAGAAGAUGCUCUGAGGUGACAAAGCUGAUCAGAGCUCAGGAGAAGGCUGAGGUGAGUCGUGCUGAAGGACUCCUGAAGCGACUGGAGCAGGAGAUUGCUGAGCUGAAGAGGACAGAUGCUGAGAUGAAGCAACUUUCACUGACUCAGGAUCCCAUCCAUUUCCUCCAGCUGUGAAGUAUAUUCAGAUCAUCGAGAGCACACAGAGUGAGUUUCAAGUCACACACAUACGC
Molecule: messenger RNA, 999 nt
Organism: Engraulis encrasicolus (European anchovy)
Lineage: Eukaryota; Metazoa; Chordata; Actinopteri; Clupeiformes; Engraulidae
Product: E3 ubiquitin-protein ligase TRIM47-like
Exons: 4
Coding region: 23-943 (306 amino acids)
Molecular function (GO): zinc ion binding
Source: RefSeq, a predicted model, not a curated record